CCUUGCUUAUAUAUUGCUUUCGAGCAAUCUGAUAGCUUAGGCAGGCUAUCGUGUUUUUAACAUUGUGCGAGUGUGUUCAGCCUACUGCCUUGCACGCUCCACAUUUUGCUGGCCCUUCAAGGGCCUGUCCAUUACACCAUCUCACCAUCUGUGCAAACAUUCCUCUUCCACAGCUUCUACUCAUGCUGUGGACCUUAAUAUGCUUGCGACUCUCGACAAUUUCAAGGAAAUUAUGCGAGAUGAAGAAUUUUACAAAUGCACCUGGCAGAAGCGCGUUCAACCGUGUUGAGAGAAGAAGGGCACCUUUAAGCCGGGAAUUAUCUGGACUUAUACUUCCGCAUGAUUCUUAUGGAAAUCAUUUGGAUGAACAAGGAAGAACAAAAGAUCAUGAUCUUGAAAAAAAGAACUUUCAGAAGGCUGCAGAAGUUCUCUCAGAAGUAUGGAAGAAAAUGGUUAUCGACGGCCAUGACGUUGUAGCAGAGUAUGUAGAGCCCGAUGACAAGGCUGAAAGCUUUGUUCCAGACCUGCCUUCUCCACAGUGGUGUAGCGAGCAUGUGCGAGAGAGCCAGUAUUUGCUUCAGGUGUUGAAGUGUGAUGGCCGCGCUUGCUGUGGACAUGUGCGGAGUUCUCUUCGAUCCAUUUUGCCGGAAUGCUUCAUGAUAUCUCCUUACCCAAUUUUGCAGUCGUCUAGUGGCCUGUGUAUACUAAAGCCUCAAGAGCAUGAUGGCAAAACGAUUGCUACAUUUCUUUUGCGUCUGUCUCUUGGAAUCUCCCCAACGCAUAAUGGCUUUAACAAAAUGCCCUAUGAUCUGUAUUGCCCUAGUCUGCAAAAGGAUCGUCAGCAACUUUUGGAAAGGACGUGUCAGUGGUGUGGUUUGUAUUUCUGUACAAAGAAGAAAGUCAAAGAACACGUAAAUUCAUGUCACAAGCAGUGUAGAAAUAUUAAUAAUAGUGUAGAGAUGCACAAUGUUCAUCCUUCACGCAUUCUCACGCGACGAUCGAACGCCAGAUCGAGAGAAAUUCUCUGCGUUGUGCCUGAAAAUGAUGACACCGAGUGGCUCGAUGAAAGCGAAGUGGAUUUUCAACAAAACACAGCGCCAACAACUGACCUGCAAGAUGCCUAUCCAGUUGUUAGUGUUGAAGAAAGUCUUGCAAAUCCGUGGUCCGAGGACAAUAUAUAUUAAAUAUGUUCAUGGACUAGUGUAAUACUGUGUAAUAGUGUAUAUAUAAUAUAGUGUAA
Messenger RNA from Dalotia coriaria, 1240 nucleotides. RefSeq lists its product as uncharacterized. Bases 183 to 1184 code for a protein of 333 amino acids. The transcript is spliced from 2 exons. Lineage: Eukaryota; Metazoa; Arthropoda; Insecta; Coleoptera; Staphylinidae. The record is from RefSeq and is a predicted model, not a curated record.